AUGACGUCGUUUUACAGCGCGAAGAUCUGGCAAGAGGGCAAACGAGGUCCACCGCCCAUCUUCGCCUCCAUUGGGGUGCGGCAUCCCUUCCAGAUCCAAUUGGACAUUGCCCUCCGGGAGCAGGAGACCUUGCCAAGUCUCUUUGACUUGAUCGGGCAGGAAAUCGAGCAUUUCGAUGCAGGCAAUACGGUGAUCGCUGUGGCGCAGAUCCCAAAAGUGUCACAGGACCAGAGUCUAGAAGUCUUCCGUGAGAAUCGAGCCUGGCAGGAGCUGCAGCGUCGCAUGCACAGCUCGGUGGCCCGUUUGGAGCCGCGAGGAUUGUCCAUGCUGGCCUAUGCAUUGGCACGAAUGAAGGGCUUCGAGGACCCAGUGCUGUUGACGGCGGUGCUCGACCGCUCCGUCACGAAGAUGCCGGACUUUGGGCCGACCGACGCAGCGAAGCUGCUCUGCAAGUCAAGGUUGCAAAUCCGCGAGCGAAGUGACUUGUGGGUGGCCCUUUCCAAGGAGGCUGCUCGAAAGAUUUGUGACUCGGGGCGCUUCAUCGACAUCUCCAUGACCGCGUGGGCCUUCGCGAAGGCCGGACAGGCGGAGCGGAUUUUGUUCGGACAGCUGGCCUCGGCCGCCCUGCAGUGUAACGACCUGCCCCCGCACACGAUUGCCAACCUUUGCUGGGCCUUUGCAAAGUCAAAGAACAGCAACAAAGACCUUUUUGAUAUGUUGGCCAAGCGCUCCAUCGAGGCGCACCGCUCCUUUGAUCGACAAAGCGUAUCAAAUUUGGUUUGGGCCUUUGCCACUUUGGAUGUUUGCCACGAAGAGCUCUUCGCCGUCUUCGCGAACUAUACCAUCGAUAGCGGGCUUUGGCGGCAGUUUUCCCCACAGAUGGCUUCCAACAUGUUGUGGGCCUAUGGGAAGGUCGGGAUUGCUCACAUGCGGCUGUUCGACACCUUUGCCGAAUACGUAGCACUGAACAUUGAGUCCUUCGACAAUCAGAACCUCGCCAACUCUGCAUGGGCCUAUGCCACCACACAGCUUCCCAGCCAGCAGGUCUUCGAUGUGUUGACCAAGCGCGCCUGUGGUCGCUUGAGCACUUUCCGGCUUGAUGAGCUCUGUGGGAUCAUGUGGGCCUAUGUCCGUGCGAAGCCUGAGUCAGUGGCUUUCAGCCAUAUCUUCGAGGAGUCCGUGCAGCUGCUCCUGCCCAGAGUCCAGUCAUUAGACUCUCAAAGCGUCGCGAAUGUGAUUUGGAUCCUUGCCACCUGUCAGCAGCUACGACAGCAAGCUGUGCCACAGGCACGCGAGCUGGUCGAUAGCUUGAUGGUGGCCCUCCUGGAUCUCCGGAUCCGACUGGACUCGGAGGGCGCCGCGCAAGUGGUGUGGUCGCUCUGGCGCAUGGGUCGCUUUCAUGAUGCGUGGAUUCUCUUUGUUCGAACCCUGAGUGAUGGCCGUCACCCGGAGCACGGCAAAACCGGCUACACCAAGAAGCAUGCCGUAGAUGGACGGCAGCGCUACUAUCAGACCCUCCUGAUGGAAACCGAGAAGCGCGGCGAUGUCCAGAAGCAGGUGUUCCUUUGGAAGCAGAUGGCAGCGGACUUCUUCUCACGCAACUUGCGGACCGCCUGUUUGAACUGUGCCGUCAUGGCCUACUUGAAUGGAGGAGAUCAGGACGGUGCACGGGAGAUGCUCCGGCAAAUGGUGCGUACGAAGCUCUUCAACCAGGUGACGGGCUCCUUGGCAGCUCGCAUGGGCAUUCGCAAUCUCGAGGCGGAGCUGGAGCCUGCUGAGAUCCUCGACAUCACCAUCCGACGGCGGCCCAACUGCCAGUCGCGCUACGAAGACUUUCACUACAAGGAGGCGAGCGUCCUAGAGACCGUGGUACGUGAGGCUCGGGCAGGCGACGUGACCAGUGUCCAUGCGGCCAUUGAGAAUGUGGGGCUCAAAGAGGUGUGGCUGAAGAUUGCCGGGGGUGAGAAGGCCUGUGUCAUCGACAAUGUCAUUGCGAAGCAACGGCCAAAGCUGAUCUUGGAGUUUGGCACCUAUGUCGGCUAUACGUCCACGCGCAUGGCUUUGCAAGUGGACGCCUGGGGUGGCAAGGUGGUGACCAUGGAGAUGGAUCCGGUGAACGUGACCUCGUUGAAGGAGGUGGAGGCCCGGAACCACAUCGAGAUGGCUGGCUUGUCUCACGCCGUGAUGGUCCAAUUGGGCCACUCCGACGACGCGGUGCAGAUGGUCUUGGAGAAGUUCGGCGCGCACUCGGUGGACAUGGUGUUCAUGGAUCAACGUGGCACUGCCUUUCAUGACGAUCUCAAGACUUUGGAACGCUUAAAUUUGAUGGCCGAGAAUGCCGUGGUCAUCGCGGACAACGUCUUGAAGCCCGGCGCCCCUUACCACGUUUGGCGGAUAUCCACUUUGCCGCACUACGCCACCGACAUCAUUGAUUUGAGGGAGUUUGGAUCCGCCCCUGUGGAGGACUGGAUGACGGUGAGCUGGGUCCGCUUUGGGCCCAGCUAUGGUCAACUGCCCCAGGAGGUGCGACAGCUCAAUGAGCUGGCCAGGGAGUCGGACCGCUUCAGGCUCAAGGCCAUGGCGACCUCCAUGAAGGACUUGGUGGGGGAUCCAUUGGAUGACUUCGCCAAGAAGUUCACGGAUGAGUUCAUCCAGCUGGGCAUCCGGACCUCCAUGUAUGUCCGCACAGACAUCAUCGACGGCUGCGCCGUGUCCCGGUUGGUGCGCCUGGGUGCCGGAGAAAGCCCCCCCGUCUGGGCCGGAGAGGACCCACGGGACGAGAUUCAGGGUGGACAAUGGCGUGGUGUGGUGGGAGGGGUGCAGUUUGCUGGCGAAGCACUUGCACCAGGCGGAGGCUACAUGCGUGAGCCUCCCUCCAGGAUGACCAUCGCGCCCGGUGGGUGA
Molecule: messenger RNA, 2904 nt
Organism: Durusdinium trenchii
Lineage: Eukaryota; Dinophyceae; Suessiales; Symbiodiniaceae
Source: the annotation of a GenBank genome assembly